GCGCGAUAUUUUAUCCUUCUGUGUGUAUGUACACGCGCCACGCGCCCCUCAUAUCUCAUAUCUCGUGCCAGCUCGCGUACGUCAACGUUGUGACAUGUGUGAACGUUUUUCGAUCCAUAGAUCGUCCAGGUUGUCUUGUAUCUAAGAAAUGCGGCUAGAAGCCGACUCCUAGAUCCUCGUCGCUCAUAAACAAUGAAUCCGUCGACGGAAGCCAGCGCUGAGAAUGAUAGAGAAGACGACAUCAUUGAUAUUUAUAAUGACGAGGACGAUGAGCAAAGGCUGCUCAAGCCGAGGAACAACUUUGCAUCAUAUUCCAAUGAGGAUAUCGAAUCCGUGCGAUUCCGGAGCUCCGCCAACGUUAACGCAACAUGCAGCGACAUAGAGGUUAUCUGGGGUCAGUCCAAAAGGUUGAAUAUCAGGGAUAUAACUCCAGGGGCGACCAACUUCAUAUCAACCAAUUACGAGAGCCUGGAUUAUGACCCAUGCGAGAAUUAUCUUCUAAAAGAUGAAGAAAGGAAGAAAGGAUACAAGUUUAUCGUUAGAAAAAACUUUGCUAGGUGGUUUAUUUUUCUAUUGAUUGGGAUUUGUACUGCCCUUAUAGCGUGCUUUGUAGAUAUAUUGAUAGAAGAAUUAUCCAGCCUAAAGUACGGCUGGCUUAAAAAAUAUGUGGACCACUGCGUGGUAGGAAGCUGCCUAUGGGUACCAUACCUGAUGUGGUUAAUUCUAAACAUAAUACCAGUUUUUAUAGGUGCCAUUUUAGUGUCCUAUAUUGAGCCUGUUGCCGCGGGAAGUGGUAUUCCACAAGUAAAGUGUUACUUGAAUGGAGUCAAAAUACCAAGAGUUGUACGUAUUAAAACUCUGGCUGUGAAAACUAUUGGUGUUAUAUGUACCGUAGUUGGAGGUCUAGCAGGAGGCAAGGAAGGUCCUAUGAUCCACUCUGGUGCCGUUGUAGCCGCGGGGAUUUCUCAGGGAAAAAGUACCACUUUUAAGAAGGAUUUGAAAAUAUUCGAGUACUUUAGAGAGGAUCACGAGAAACGAGAGUUUGUAUCCGGGGGUGCCGCAUCCGGAGUGUCGGCGGCUUUUGGAGCACCCAUUGGUGGAGUCUUAUUUAGUAUAGAAGAGGGUACUAGCUUUUUCAACCAAAGCCUUACAUGGAGAACAUUCUUCGCUAGCAUGAUUACUACGUUCACGUUGAACGUGAUCUUGAGCGCAUAUCACGGACAUCCCGGAGAUCUUUCAUUUCCUGGUUUGCUCAAUUUGGGAAAAUUUGAGUCGAUUCCUUAUGAAAUCUACGAGAUACCUUUGUUUAUGGUAAUGGGUACACUAGGUGGAUUAUUUGGCGCUCUUUGGAACCAUGUCAAUUACAAGAUCACUUGCUUUCGUUUGCGAUUCGUGACACAAAAAUGGCGGAAGGUGAUCGAGGCUGUCCUGGUGGCGAUAUUAAGCGCGACGAUAGGAUCCUUGAUGAUAUACUUUGUCAAUGAUUGUAAACCGUUAGGCAAUGAUCCUACCAAAUUUCCAGUUCAAAUGUAUUGCGAAGAAGGACAAUACAAUGCAGUUGCCUCUUUGUGGUUUCAAACUCCGGAAAGCAGCGUACGAUCCCUGUUUCAUGAUCCUAAAGGAGCACACAAUGAUCUAACGUUAGCUAUUUUUGUUGUGUUGUAUUUUAUUCUUGCUGCCAUGACUUUUGGCUUAUCAAUGUCCAGUGGCCUCUUCAUUCCUUCUCUGUUGAUUGGAUCUGCAUGGGGUAGAUUAAUUGGUUCAGGUCUCGCGAAGCUAUGCCCAAAUUGUGAAGUAUUAGAUCCUGGCAAAUACGCUUUGUUAGGCGCUGCCGCACAAUUAGGAGGUGUAGUUAGAAUGACGAUAAGUUUAACCGCGAUUUUGAUAGAAGCAACUCAGGGAAUAUAUUUUGGUUUGCCUGUUAUAAUAGUUCUAAUAAUGGCAAAAUGGGUUGGCGAUUUCUUUAAUGAAGGAAUUUAUGAUAUUCAUAUACAAAUGGCAGGGAUUCCAUUGCUUCCAUGGGAACCACCUCCACUCUCAAAUAAUAUUUAUGCAACCGAGAUAAUGAGUCAUCCCGUCGUGGCUUUGAAGACUGUCGAAAAUGUCGGGCAUAUCGUCGAGCUUUUGAAAUGCGUUACAUUCAAUGGAUUUCCGGUAGUUGACCCACCAAGUAGUGAUCAGGCCGAGAUAGUUUCAUACGGUCGACUUAGAGGUUUGAUACUACGUUCCCAGUUAAUAGUGCUUUUAAAAAAUAAAGUGUUUAACGAAUACGAGGAAUUUUGGGAGAAACCUUUAACCAUAAAUAUGUUUAGAAACGAGUACCCUAGGUAUCCAACCAUCGAGCAAGUCGCCAUCACUGAAGAAGAAAAAACUUAUACAAUUGAUUUGAGACAUUUCAUGAAUCCUUCACCUUAUACAGUGCAACACUCUGCUACACUGCCAAGGACAUUCAGACUCUUUAGAGCGCUAGGAUUACGUCAUGUACCGAUAGUAAAUGACACAAACGAGGUAAUUGGUAUUAUCACUAGAAAAGAUGUUGCUAGGUUCAGGAUAUGGAAGCAUCGUGGACGAAUGGGAUUGGAUGAACUUUUAAUAACCAACAAAAUUUAGUUUAAUUUUUUUAGAAUUUUUUUAUCGAAUUUUAGAAUUAUAUCUGUUGUAACAUUUUCAUGUAUUUUAUCAUGUAAAAAUUUUAGGUGUGUGUGUGUGUGUGUGUGUGUGUGUGUGUGUGUGUGUGUGUACACAUUGCUAAUGAGGCUUAAAAAUAAUUUAACAGAUUAUAUGUCAAAAUGCAUAAUUGCAUUAAAGAAAGAACCUCAACAUCUUUCUAUACAUACUUGUAUGUGCAUGUACAUAUAAGGAUACUUAUCAUUUGGCUUGUAUUUUAGUUAAUAACAAAAUUUUAAUUAUUUACAAAUAAUUCCCACCCAAGCCAUGACCAAAGUUUAAAGAAAAGAUACACUGGUAGAAUAACCAACAGUAACAGAAAAUAGUAUUCAUACGAUAUGUACAUAUUGAAUAGUUUUAGUCACUAUUUUAUCUCAUUGAUUCUCUCUAAUGAGAUAUUAUUUAUUAUAUUACAAAUCUUUAUAUGUGCAGUCUGAAACAAAAACAAAGUAUUUCUGUUACAUAAUAAAAAAUCCAUUUAUUUAUUUUUACAA
Molecule: messenger RNA, 3161 nt
Organism: Monomorium pharaonis (pharaoh ant)
Lineage: Eukaryota; Metazoa; Arthropoda; Insecta; Hymenoptera; Formicidae
Gene: ClC-b
Product: H(+)/Cl(-) exchange transporter 7
Exons: 12
Coding region: 193-2610 (805 amino acids)
Biological process (GO): transmembrane transport; chloride transport
Cellular component (GO): intracellular membrane-bounded organelle; lysosomal membrane
Molecular function (GO): voltage-gated chloride channel activity
Source: RefSeq, a predicted model, not a curated record